AUGAGCCUCCCUUCAAACAUCGAGCGAAGCUCGACACCCACAUCCUCAAGGAGCCACGACUCCAACUCCGACUUUGACUCCUUCGAGUCGCCCGACACAGCCAUGCCGCCCUUCGUCCCGGGCCAGUGCCUCUUCUGCCCCGCCACCUCGCCCAGCUUCGCCGAGAGCGCAACGCACAUGCAGAAAUCCCACGGCCUCUUCGUCCCGAGCCAGGAGCGCCUCGCCGUCGAGCCCGAGACCCUCUUCAAGUACCUGCACCUAGUCAUCUUCGGGUACCGCGAGUGCAUCUGCUGCGGCACGCAGCGCGCCACCGUCCAGGCCGUGCAGCAGCACAUGACGGGCAAGGGCCACUGCCGGUUCGACAUCGCCGCGGAGGACUCGGAGUAUGCCGAGUUUUACGACUUUUCCGAGCCCGAGGGCGACGAGGAGGACGAGGACGAGGACGAGAAAGGGAGCGAUGCGGAGGACGGCGAGGAGAAGAGGAGGAAACCGCAGCAGGUCGACCAGGACUCGAUCAGGUUACCCUCGGGCAAGAUCAUCUCGCGGCAGCCGUCAGCACAAGCGGCGCCCUCGCAAACGAGGGAGCGCAGGCGUGCAGCGCGCAACGCCGCCGCCGCGGCGCAAAUAGAGUACCAGGGAGAGCCUGACGCCGCCAAGGACGCUUCGGACAAGGAAGGCUCCGACUCGGACGUGCUCCCCCAGACACAGGUCCUGUCCCGGAAGGAGAAGCGUGAGAGGGCCGUCGUCUCGCGCCAGCUGGCCAACAUGCGCGCCCACGACCGGAGCAGCCUCAUGCACCUGCCCACGUCGCAGCAGCUGUCCAUCCUAGCCACGCAGCACAGGCACAUGAUCAAGGUGCAGAAGGAGGAGAGGAGGCGGCAGGCCAAGAUCGACCGCAAGGGCAAUAAGAACCUGUACGCGUAUUGGAACACCGAGACGCCGGUCUACCAGUGCGGUUAG
Molecule: messenger RNA, 960 nt
Organism: Thyridium curvatum
Lineage: Eukaryota; Fungi; Ascomycota; Sordariomycetes; Thyridiales; Thyridiaceae
Exons: 1
Coding region: 1-960 (319 amino acids)
Biological process (GO): ribosomal large subunit biogenesis
Cellular component (GO): preribosome, large subunit precursor
Source: RefSeq, a predicted model, not a curated record